Paramecium sonneborni is the source of this 480-nucleotide messenger RNA. Lineage: Eukaryota; Ciliophora; Oligohymenophorea; Peniculida; Parameciidae. The record is from the annotation of a GenBank genome assembly.
AUGAAUUUUCUUCAAAUUAUCAAAACAGGAAUCCUAAACAUUAAAAAAAUUGCUUUCAAUCAAGAAAUUGAUAAAAUAUGUGAUCAUAUCAUUGAUACUCUUUGUUUAUAAGACUAUCCUAUUUAUUUAGACAGAGCUAUUCUUUAUGAAGUUUAAGUAUUUAUUUUCAUUAUUUUAGUUAGAGCAUUUAUAAAAAUAAUGCAAUUUUCUAAAGAACCUUAUAAAAAUCAAUAAACAUAAUGAAAUCUUUAAUGUAUUAUUGAAAAAUGAAGAAGACACAUAUCAAUUAAAUAAAUACGUUUAAGAAUUAUAGCAAAAUAAUCUAAAUCUUAUGUAAUCAAUAUAUACAUAUGAACGAAUGAUGAAUGUUUUGAAUCAAAAUUAAGAUGAUCACAUUUAUCACUUAAAUAAGAUUAAGGUCUGGUAAGUAUAUUAAACUAAUUUAGGAGUAAAGUAUGGAAAUUGUGUAGCUCAAAAUGA